AUGGGUGCGUUGAUGUCUCCCUCUUGCCCUGUGCUUCUGGGUUCGGGUCAUACCGAUCGCUUAAGGGGCUCCACAUCCCAACAUACCUUUCCUCUCACUAUUCCGGAAUGGAGAGACGCUCAAGAAGCCGGGGACGGCCUUAGCCGACUCUUGUCGCUUCGAGAGUCCGAAGCCAUUUUAAACUCCAACGCCUGGAUAGCCCUGGCCACCCCAUCUCAAAUCGAGCAGCAGUGGGCUUACACCGAAUCCUUACGCUUAUCCGGUGCUUCCCUACCACUCUUCGGCGUCCCCUUCGCGGCCAAGGAUAACAUUGACGUCGCCAGCUUCCCCACAACCGCAGCGUGCCCUAGCUUUGCCAAUGGCCCCGUCGACCAAGAUGCCGCAAUCAUCGCCCGUCUCAAGGCUGCCGGUGCCAUCGUCCUCGGCAAGACAAAUCUCGAUCAGUUUGCCACAGGCCUUGUCGGUACCAGAUCACCGUACGGUCCAGUGAGCAACUCCUUUGAUCCCGCCAGGGUCAGCGGCGGUUCGAGUUCCGGCAGCUCCGUCGUCGUUGCCAGGGGUGUCGUUCCCUUUUCCCUUGGUACAGACACCGCCGGCAGUGGUCGUGUGCCUGCCGGUCUGAAUAACCUUGUGGGGGUGAAGCCUACCAGAGGUGCUCUCAGCACAACUGGAGUUCUGCCCGCAUGUCGCAGUCUCGACUGCGUGUCCAUUUUUGCACUCACCGUCGAUGAUGCCGAGACGGUCUUGGCUCUGGCCGAGGGCUUCGAUACCAAGGACUCGUUCUCAAGGGCUCGGCCAGACGCUCCAAGUAUGAUUGAGGGACAUCGCAUGGCCAUCUGUGAUGAUCCUCCAUGGUUCGGAAAGACUGAACAGUCUGUAGCCUACGCAAAGGCCCUGGAGAAGGCCGAGACUCUUGGUUGGACGCUGGAGCCCAAGGACUUCUCUCCGCUAUUCAGACUUGCCAGCUUGCUUUAUGAGGGCCCCUGGGUCGCGGAACGUUACGCCGCCAUCAGGGACUUCAUCGAGGAAAACGGAGACAAGAUGGACCCCACCGUCCGGGAGAUCAUCCUUAAGGCCAAGGACUUCAACGCCGCGGACCUCUUCGCGUCAGAGUACCUGCGACAGGAGCUGACCCGCGAGAUUGAGAACCGAUUCGGCAAUUUCGACGCCAUUCUGGUCCCCACGUCUCCCACCUUCCCUACCAUUGAAGAUCUCGUCAGGGAGCCGAUCAAGGAGAACGCCUAUCUCGGCACGUAUACCAACUUUGUCAAUUUCAUGGACUGGACCGCCCUGGCAAUUCCUGCUGGCUUCAGAUCCGACGGACUCCCCUUUGGCAUCACAUUGAUCUCAUCCACGUGGGGCGAGCCGAAACUGCUUUCACUAGCACGGGAAUGGCUUUGCACGGCCCCUCGACCUCUUGGAGCUACCAAGAUUGAGAUACUCGAGGCACUGAAACCUGACGCCGUCGCUGCGGGCGAACCAAAGACGACUCGUCUUGUGGUGGUAGGUGCUCACCUUACGGGCUUUCCCUUGAACAAAGACCUGACGUCUCGUGGAGGAACACUAGAGACGGCCACAACAACAUCCCCAAGCUACAAGUUCUAUUCCCUUGAUACCGCCGGUGCGGUAAAGAAGCCUGGUUUGCAGCGCGUUCAAACCGGUGGCAGCGCCAUUCAGGUCGAAGUUUGGAGUAUACCCACGAUGGAGGUCGGUAGCUUUCUAAGUACUGUGCCUUCGCCUCUGGGCAUUGGUUCUGUCGAGCUAGUCGAUGGAAGCUGGGCUCCUGGGUUCAUCUGUGAACCCUAUGGAUUGGAAGGUGCUACAGAUAUCACGCGGUUUGGAGGCUGGCGUGCCUUUACCAAGUCUCUGUUCCCUGAGAAUUCUCGUCUUGACAGUAAUACCAACACCCGCGACAUCAAGACCGUUCUUAUCGCCAACCGUGGAGAGAUCGCCGUCCGAAUCAUCCGGACCUUGCAUUCCAUGGGCAUAAAGGCUGUUUCAAUUCACUCCUCUACCGAUGCUCGCUCACCUCACGUACGCAACGCUGAUGUAUCACUUCCAUUGGAGGGGGCUUCCGUCCCUGAAACUUAUCUCAAUGGCUCCCAGAUCAUCUCUCUUGCAAAAGAGGCCGGCGUUGAUGCUAUUAUCCCGGGCUACGGCUUUUUGGCAGAGAAUGCCGACUUCGCUUCAGCCGUCGAGGCCGAAGGUGUGAUCUGGGUCGGGCCAACUGCGGAACAGAUGCGGCAACUCGGCUUGAAGCACCUCGCUCGUGAAGUUGCCAUUGGGGCAGGCGUACCUGUCGUGCCGGGCAGCAAACACCUGCUCAAGAGCGCCGACGAGGCGCUCACCGAAGCGGACCGCAUCAGUUACCCCGUGAUGCUUAAGAGUACUGCGGGCGGCGGUGGUAUCGGCCUCAAGCGCUGCGACGACGCUGCGUCACUGGUUGAGGCCUUUGAAAGCGUCCAGAGAUUGGCCCAGGCCAAUUUCGGUGACGCUGGAGUCUUUGUGGAGCACUUUAUUGAACGUGCUCGGCAUAUCGAGGUACAGGUCAUUGGCGACGGAGAGGGCAACGUCACAUCUGCUGGCGAGCGAGAUUGUUCCCUGCAGCGGCGGAACCAAAAGGUGAUUGAGGAGAGUCCUGCCACGUUUGUACCACUCGAAGUGCGCAAAAGGAUGCGAAAGGCCGCUGUCGACCUUGCCUCUGCUGUCAGAUACCGCAACGUCGGCACCGUCGAGUUCAUCUACGACGUGGACACCUCGGAAUUCUACUUCCUCGAGGUCAACACCCGCUUGCAAGUUGAGCACCCCGUCACCGAGUCUGUAGCCGGUCUUGACCUGGUUGAGUGUAUGAUCCGCGUGGCGUCUGGAGAUAGCAAGAACAUGUUUCAAAAGCCAGAAGGGUUCGAGGUGAACGGCGCUGCGAUCGAGGUGCGCGUUUAUGCUGAGAGUCCGCUCCAGAACUUCCGCCCUUCGCCAGGCCGUCUUCUGGAUAUCUCUUUUCCUGACGAUGUACGCGUCGACACAUGGGUCGAGCCAGGGAUGGAGAUGUCAUCGUCCUACGACCCGCUCGUAGCCAAGAUUAUCGCCACGGGCGAGGACCGAACAGCAGCGAUCGCCAAGCUCGCUGAUGCUCUGGAGAAGACAGUCGUUACUGGCGUUGAGACAAAUCUGAGCUACGUCCGCCACAUUGUCGCGUCAGAAAUGUUCAAGUCUGGUAACUUCACAACGACAUCCCUGAACACUUUCACAUUCGAAUCUUUCGUUUUUGAGGUCGUUGACCCUGGCACCCUCACCGUUGUCCAAGAUUUUCCAGGCCGCAAGGGGUUAUGGCACGUGGGCGUCCCACCGUCCGGGCCCUUUGACGACUAUUCCUUCAGACUCGCAAACAGGUUGGUUGGGAAUGACUCCCGCGCCGCCGGGCUCGAGUGUACCAUUUACGGUCCCAGCCUUUUAUUCCACUGCGACGCCGUUGUAGCCGUAACUGGCGCCACCGCCGAAGUCAAGAUCGACAAGGAGUCUGUUUCACAGAACGCCGUCUUUUCUAUCAAAAGGGGCCAGACAUUGUUCAUCGGCGGCGCAACGUCCGGGUACCGCAGCUACCUUGCCAUCCGCGGGGGCGUCGCCGUUCCCGAAAUCUUCAAAUCCCGCUCCACCUUCGCAUUGGGCCAGGUUGGAGGCCACAACGGACGGAACCUGCGCUCCGGCGAUCUGCUUCCCGUGGGUAACCUAAUUGCCACGUCGCCGUCCACCGCUUCCGGCCCCUCGACCCCCAUCCCGUCCGACCCGGGCAACGCAAACUGGUCCAUUGGCGUCGUCCCCGGACAGCACUCGGCACCCGAGCACUUCACAGAGCAAGGCUUCAACACCCUCUUCGCCGGUGAGUGGAUCGUCCACUACAACAGCAACCGCGUCGGCAUCCGCCUCGACGGCCCCAAACCGCAGUGGGCCCGCCAAACCGGCGGCGAAGCCGGCCUGCACCCGUCCAACAUCCACGACAGCCCCUACUCGGUCGGCAGCGUCAGCUUCACCGGUGACGAGGCCGUCAUCCUCACCUGCGACGGGCCCAGCCUCGGCGGCUUCGUCGUCUUCUGCGUCGUCGCCUCGGCCGAGAUGUGGAAGCUCGGCCAGCUCCGCCCCGGCGACAAGGUCAAGCUCCAGCCCAUUGGCGUAGACGAUGCACUCUUCCUUGAGUCCGCCCUCGAACGCUCCAUCGCCGAGCUCACGCCCCUGGCGGUGGACGUCACCCCUCUCGCCAACAAUCCGACCACGCCUGACUCAAACCCUUUACUCGGCGACAUUGGCAGCGCCGCCCGCCGCAUCGCGGUCCGCCAGGCCGGCGACAACGCGAUGCUCCUAGAAUUCGGCACAGAAGACGUCUUCUCCCUCCGCCAAAGCUUUCAAAUCUUCUCCUUCAUCGCCCGGCACAAGACGCACCCGAUCCCACACGUCCUCGAGCUCUCCCCCGGCGUCCGCACCCUCCACGUCCAAUACGCCCCCAAACAAGCACCCGCGACAAUCCUUUCCGCCCUCCGCGCCCACGAGGCCUCCCUAGGCGACGUCGCCAUCCCCCCCUCCAUCCCCUCCCGCACAUUCCACCUCCCUCUCGCCUUCGACGACAGCGUGUCCCGCGCCGCCGUCGCCCGCUACGCCGCCACCAUCCGCGCCACGGCCCCCUGGCUGCCCAGCAACGUCGACUUCCUCCGCCACCUCAACGCCUUGCCCGCCCCCGCCGACGUCGAGCGCAUCUUCCUCGACGCUACUUUCCUCGUCCUCGGCCUCGGCGACGUGUUUCUCGGGUCACCCUGUGCCGUGCCCCUCGACCCGCGCCACCGCCUCUUCGGGACGAAAUAUAACCCCUCACGCUCUUUUACACCGCGCGGCGCCGUGGGGAUCGGCGGGCAGUAUAUGUGCAUCUACGGCAUGGAUUCGCCGGGUGGGUACCAGCUCGUCGGGCGGACGGUUCCAAUCUGGGAUGACGUUGCCGCUUCCGCCGUGGUGUCGCGGUCGCGAGGCAACGGCAGCAGAACGGAUACCGCGGGAGAGCAGCAGCAGCAGCAGCAGCAGAAGCAGCCGUGGAUGUUCCGCCUCUUUGACCGGAUAUCCUACUACCCCGUCCCCGAGCUCGACCUCGACGCCGCCAUCACACAGGGCCGCAUCUCCGACCUCGUCCGCAUCGAAGAAGGGAGCCUCGACCUCGCAGAGUACGAAUCCUGGCUGGCGGCCAACGAAGCCGACAUUGAAGCCACGCGUAACCUCCGCGCCGAAGCGAUUCGCAACGUGCCGUUUAUGGAGGAGCUGCUGCAGCCGUAUAACCCGCCAGAGAUUGAGCGCGAUCGACACGGUAUUUUUGGGGAGGAUGGUGACGGUAGCAGUGACGGUGGAGUGGUAGGGGAGAGAAUCAAGGCGCAGAUGCCGGGCCGGUGCUGGAAGUGUGAGGUUAGGGCGGGAGACGAGGUUGAGGUCGGGGACACGCUGGUGUGGAUCGAGUCGAAUAAAAUGGAGAUCAAGAUUGGGAGUCCCGUGAAGGGCAGAGUUGUCAAGAUGUUGGUUGCGGAGGGGGAUGUUGUUGGGCCGUUUGAUGAUUUGCUCGUUGUUGCGACUGAGUGA
Messenger RNA from Colletotrichum acutatum, 5607 nucleotides. RefSeq names its product urea carboxylase. NCBI's taxonomy places the organism in Eukaryota, Fungi, Ascomycota, Sordariomycetes, Glomerellales, Glomerellaceae. Gene Ontology annotation, molecular function: metal ion binding; ATP binding; urea carboxylase activity. The record is from RefSeq and is a predicted model, not a curated record. Gene Ontology annotation, cellular component: mitochondrion. The coding region runs from base 1 to 5607 and encodes 1868 amino acids. The transcript has 2 exons.